Prorocentrum cordatum is the source of this 967-nucleotide messenger RNA. The record is from the annotation of a GenBank genome assembly. NCBI's taxonomy places the organism in Eukaryota, Dinophyceae, Prorocentrales, Prorocentraceae.
CUCGGGACGCCCAUCUCUUUCGAGCUUCGGUACUCAGGUCCCGACCCCUUCAUUCGGGGCAGCUUUCCGUCGCCGGACCGUUCCUGAUGGUCCCAGCGCCUGGGAACGGAACCUUGGGGCCUGAAUGGAGGAACCACGCCCAGAUCGAGCAGAUCAUAUCGCCAGAGAUUUGGCUGUAAUUCUACAGCUUUGCUUCCUGGCGUUCCCCCUCAGGUCAGGAGCGAAAGAAGUCGUACACGUACAUGAAUCCACGCUGGCUUCGAGAGUGCGCAUUACGCGAGCGUUCGUAACACGAGGCCAGUCUCGCGGACUCGGGGGCCUUGUUCAUGUACGUGGUUGGCUGCGUCUGUCCUUUGUGUGGGCUUCGUAUCAGGUACGUCAGGACCGCCAGGGGCAACCUGGUGGAGGACCGGGCCUUCAACGUGAGGUCGCGACUGGACGCCUUCGCGGGCAAGAAGGUCGUGAGGGAGGUGACUUACGCGGACGUGCCGAACUUCGGCCGAGAGGACAUGAUGAAGAAGGGCGACGGGCCGAACGAUCCUCUGCUGACGGUGGUGAUCCAGUUCAAGGGUGCCACUCAGAAGCAGUUCAUUACGCGUUUUUUGACCGAGCUGGGAGACGACGGAAACGUCUUCCGCGUGCUCGCGAGCCAGCGCUCGCUCUUCGCCAUAGGGGCCGAGGCCGCCGUCGCAGUGGACGAGGAGGUAGUGACCUCUCUUCGGCGGAAGCCCGACGGGAGCGUCGUCGGCCGGCUUCGGCUGGUCGGGUUCCUGAAUCCGAACGAUGUCCUGUUCUUCGAGGCGGCCGACAAGGCGGUGACGAUAGCCGACUACAGCCUCAAGUUCACGCGAAUCCCAGGCACGGGCGAGGGCGCGGCCGCGCCGGCGGCGUGACGGGGCGUCCCCGCGCGGCCCCCCUCGGGGCCUUUUUGGACCUGGCCCCCUCGAGGUCGGUCGAGGGAGGGACC